Saprolegnia diclina VS20 is the source of this 1074-nucleotide messenger RNA. RefSeq names its product N-ethylmaleimide reductase. The record is from RefSeq and is a predicted model, not a curated record. The coding region runs from base 1 to 1074 and encodes 357 amino acids. Lineage: Eukaryota; Oomycota; Saprolegniomycetes; Saprolegniales; Saprolegniaceae. The transcript has a single exon. Gene Ontology annotation, molecular function: oxidoreductase activity; FMN binding.
AUGCCCAACCUCUUUUCGCCCAUCCAGAUUGGCCGCUUCACGCUGCCCAACCGCAUCUUUAUGGCGCCGCUCACGCGGUGCCGGUCGUCGCCGGGCGACCACAUCCCGUCCGAACUCAUGAUCCAGCACUACGCAGACCGGGCGUCGGCGGGCCUGACCAUCACCGAGUGCUCGAUGAUCGCGCCCAAGACGUCGGCCUUCUUUGCCGAGCCCGGUGUCUACUCGCCCGAGCAGUUGGCGGUGUGGAAGAAGAUCACGGACGCGGUCCAUGCCAAGGGCGGCAAGAUCUUUUGCCAGAUCUGGCACGCUGGCCGCGGUGCGCACCCAGAGCACAACGACGGCGCCGAGCCCGUGGGUCCAUCUGCGAUUGCAAUCGACGGCUUCACGUACACGCCCAGCGGCCGCGUCCCGUUCGUCGUACCGCGCGAGCUCACGCUCAACGAAAUCGCUGCGAUCGUACAGCAGUUUGCGACGGCGGCGCGCAACUGCGUCGAAAUCGCUGGCUUUGACGGCGUCGAAGUCCACGCCGCGAACGGGUUUCUCGUCGACCAGUUCCUCAAGGCGAGCUCCAACACGCGCACGGACGCGUACGGCGGGUCGCCCGAGAACCGGACGCGGUUCCUGCGCGAGGUCGUCUCUGCUGUCGUCGACGCCAUCGGUGGCGACCGCGUCGGCGUUCGUUUCUCGCCGCUCAACACGGGGUUCAUUGCGUCGAGCGAGACGGACCCCGAGGCGUUUGCAGCCUAUGUCGCUUCGACCAUCAACGCCUUUGACGUGGCCUACGUGCACGCGGUGCGCCGCGACAACGCCGGUCAGCUCACGGGCGACAUCGUGCCGAUCUUUCGUCAGCACUACAAGGGCACGCUGGUCACGAACGCGCAGUAUUCCCAGGACGAAGCGACCGAGGCCAUUGAAAAGGGUGAGACUGACGCGGUCGCGUUUGGGAAGGCGUGGCUCGCCAACGCCGACUUGGUCGCUCGCUUUGAGCGCCAAGCGCCGCUCAACACACCGGACCCGUCGACGUUCUACUCGGGCGGUGCCAAGGGCUACAACGACUACCCGCUCUUGGCGUGA